Messenger RNA from Frieseomelitta varia, 972 nucleotides. RefSeq names its product lactoylglutathione lyase. The record is from RefSeq and is a predicted model, not a curated record. Gene Ontology annotation, molecular function: metal ion binding; lactoylglutathione lyase activity. Lineage: Eukaryota; Metazoa; Arthropoda; Insecta; Hymenoptera; Apidae. The transcript has 4 exons. Bases 42 to 695 code for a protein of 217 amino acids.
GCAGCAGACAGCACAACACAACUACAUAAACGUUGUACUCAAUGAAAGAUAUUUCACUUUUUGCGCAAAUCUUCGUACACUUCCGCUCUGUGUGUCAGCGUGUAAUUAAGAAUUGCCCGUCAUAUUUAUUAUUUUCUAAAAAGAUGGGUGAGCACACAGGUUUAACAAACUGUGAGGCACGAGAACUUUGUAAAAAGCCUGAUUCAGCUACAAAUGGUUAUAUAAUGCAACAAACAAUGUAUCGUAUUAAAGAUCCAAGAAAGUCACUACCUUUUUAUACCGAAGUACUUGGUAUGCAGUUAUUACAGAAACUUGACUUUCCUGAAAUGAAAUUCUCUUUGUAUUUUUUGGGAUAUGAAGAUCCAAAAGAUAUACCUACUGAUAAGAGAGAAAGUAUUGAAUGGACAUUUAGUCGUAAAGCUACUUUAGAACUUACUCACAACUGGGGUACAGAAACUGAUCCUGAUCCUAAAUAUCAUAAUGGGAAUACUGAACCCAGAGGAUUUGGUCAUAUUGGAAUUACAGUACCUGAUGUAGAAAAAGCAUGUGAAAGAUUUGAGAGAUUAAAUGUGGAAUUUGUAAAAAAACCUAAUGAUGGUAAGAUGAAAGGAAUUGCUUUUAUCAAAGAUCCUGAUGGUUAUUGGAUUGAAAUUUUAAAUCCAGUAAAUAUUGCAAAUCUAGUACCAAAUCAAUAAAGUAUUUUACAUGAAAUAAUUUUUUUGACUAUUCACAAAUGUAUAAAUUUCAUCGAACAAAACAAUCGGAUGUAAAACCAAAUCAUUUUUAUGUAUAUGUAUACGUAUAUAUAAUUGUAUAUAUACAUGUACAUGUUAAAAUUGUAAUUAUUCAUAUUUAUGUAUAUUUUAUAGCACUUGUAAAUUAUUAUAUUAUAUUGUGUUAUAUGUAUAAUUUAUGUAUAAUGUAAUAUCUAAUUAUUAAUUAAAUAAAAUCAAAAUAUUUAUUUUUAAACAA